AUGGACACAGUGACGCUGACGCUGAACGGCGUCGUGACCACCAUGUCCCUCGACGCGUUCUCCAAGAAGCUCACGGCCAACGCGUGCGUCGGGACCUCGUGUGCGUCCGACGUGGCGUCGGCGGCCGCGCUCGACAACCUCUGGCUCGUCUUUGGCGGCGUCAUGGUCUUCUUCAUGCUCCUCGGCUUCGGUCUCCUCGAGAUCGGCUGCUGCAGCGUCAAGAACACUAAGCACAUUCUGUUCCGCAAUCUUAGCGACCUCUGCCUCACGGGCCUUACGUUCUACGCCGUCGGGUACGCGUUCCUCUUUGGCGACGGCAACGACUUCAUCGGCCACCGCGGCUUCUUCCUCCAAGGCGACACCUUCCACACCGACGCGCCGGCGUCGUACAAAGGGCUCGAGUACGGCAACUGGUUCUUCCAGUGGGCGAUCGCCGCCGUCGCCGUCACCAUCUUCUCGGGGGCUGUCGCCGAGCGCAUCACUUUCGGCGCCUACCUCCUCUACACGCUCUGCGUGAGCGCCGUCAUCUACCCGGUUGCGGGCCACUGGAUCUGGUCGACCACGGGGUGGGCGAGCGUGCUCCGAGCCCCGGACGACCGUCUCUUCGAGGUCGGGACCAUCGACUUUGCCGGCUGCGGCUGCAUCCACAUGCUCGGCGGCAUCUCGGCGCUUAUCGGGUGCAUCUUUCUCGGGCCGCGCAAAGGCCGCUUCCACAGCGACGGCACGCACGCCGAGCUGCCGAAGCAGUCGGUCUUGUACCAGAGCAUGGGCACGCUCAUUCUCUGGUUUGGCUGGUACGGCUUCAACUGCGUCUCGACGCUCUCGCUCCGCGGGGACUUGAGCCACGUCAUGACCAAGGUCGCGGUCAACCUCACGCUCGGCGCGUGCAUGGGCGGCGUCUGCACCGUCCUCCUCGAUCGCCUAAUUGGCUCCAAGACGUGGGACGUGUGCAUGGCCAACAACGGGAUCCUCGCCGGCUGCGUCUCGGUCACGGGCAGCUGCUCCGUGAUCGAGCCCGAAGGCGCGGUCGCGCUCGGCGCCAUCGCAUCCCUCGUCUACGUAGGCGUCGCCAAGCUCGUGCUGCGCUGCAAGAUCGACGACGUUGUGGACGCGGUUCCUGUGCACUUUGGCUGCGGCACGCUCGGCGCCCUCGCCCCCGGCUUCUUCGCGUCGGGCAAGGGCGUGGCCAUGGCCGUCGGGUCGGGUUCGUGCGGCGUCCUGGCCACCAGCUCGCGGCGCAGGUCGUGUACGUGCUUGCGAUUUUUCGCGUGGGUCGCCGGCUUCUGCACCCUCCUCUUCGGCCUCCUCUCCAAGCUCGGCCUCCUCCGCGUAUCGGCCGACGCCGAGGCGAUGGGGCUCGACGCGUUCGAGCACGGCGGGGCCGCGUCGACGCUCGAACCUGCGCCGACCCCCCGCGUCCUCGACGCCGGCAUGCGCAAGACGUCGCUCGACAGCGACGCGCCGACGACGAGCUGA
Molecule: messenger RNA, 1476 nt
Organism: Saprolegnia parasitica CBS 223.65
Lineage: Eukaryota; Oomycota; Saprolegniomycetes; Saprolegniales; Saprolegniaceae
Exons: 2
Coding region: 1-1476 (491 amino acids)
Biological process (GO): ammonium homeostasis; ammonium transmembrane transport
Cellular component (GO): membrane
Molecular function (GO): ammonium channel activity
Source: RefSeq, a predicted model, not a curated record